Molecule: messenger RNA, 1992 nt
Organism: Aspergillus glaucus CBS 516.65
Lineage: Eukaryota; Fungi; Ascomycota; Eurotiomycetes; Eurotiales; Aspergillaceae
Exons: 2
Coding region: 1-1992 (663 amino acids)
Source: RefSeq, a predicted model, not a curated record
AUGCGGCGACCUUCUCCCCCCUUCUCCCCCCCGCAUAUCCUCUGGCAGUUCGCAAUCCUUUGGCUCCCUGGAGACUUGGCAGCUAAUUUGCCAACCGGAUCUCCGAAAUUCUGGUAUGGGAAUGACUUGACCUGGUCUGUCAUUGCACGUGUCAAUGGCCAGGCAUACAGCCUGUUUGGCGUCUCCAAUACGCUUGACGGACUGCAAGAAGCUACCGUGACUGCGGCCAACUUUACUUCGACGCACAGCAUCUUCACCCUGGAAGCCGGGUCAAAGACGUUCACGCUGGACUUUUUGUCUCCCGUGUCGCCUCAGAACCUGCUGCGCCAGUCUCUGCCAUUCUCCUAUCUCACUGUUUCUGUGAGCGGAGGAUCCAGUGAAUCGGUGCAGAUCUACUCGGAUAUAGAUUCUUCCUGGACGGGCAAACCGAACAAUGCGGAAUGGCGGUUCUCAACUAACGGCUCGACAUCUAUUUACCAUGUCAGCCCGGCAGAUGCUAUCCCCUUCACCCAAAAUACUGAGAACCAGGCGCUUUGGGGCCAGGUUCUUUAUGCCAGUCGUCCGUCAAGCCAGAGCACCCUGUCGUCUGCUUCUGGAGCAUUGUCAACCAUUCGUUCCCAGUUCGUCCAAGAUGGUGCCCUGGAUGGCAACAAUGCAGACUGGGCCUCAAACGGUGUUGUGGGCUUGGCUCACGACCUAGGUGACGUUUCUGGAACGGCUUCUGUCACCUUUGCCAUAGGCCAUGUUCAUGAAGAAGCCAUCGAUUAUCUGGGCGAUACGCAGACGGGAUAUUACCGGACUCAGUACCCAAGCGCCGUGUCUGCUAUCUCGCACUUUCUAGAUGACUAUACGGAUGCUGCAAGCGAAGCAACGACAGUGGACAAUUUCAUCCAGCAAAAAGGAGAGUCGGCCCACAGCUCCAACUAUUCCGACAUUCUUGCAUUGUCCCUGCGACAGACGUACGGCGGAAUUGAACUUACCGUGCCAAAUGACUCGUUGGAUGCGAAUGAAGCCCGUGCGUUCAUCAAGGAAAUCUCUAGUAACGGUAACAUCAAUACGGUGGAUGUCAUCUAUGCGACGUUCCCUGUGCUCUACAUCCUCAGUCCUGAUAUCCUCAGACUCCUCAUUGAGCCGAUUUUCGAUUACAUGGAGAGUGAUGCCUACAGCGAGACGUUUGCCGUUCACGACCUUGGAACACAUUAUCCCAAUGCAACGGGACAUAACCCAGACGGCGAAGAUAUGCCAGUCGAAGAAAGCGGCAACAUUAUCAUUCUCACCUACGCCUACCAGCUGGCAACUGGCAACACUGACCUCACGAGUACCUAUUCCUCGCUCUUGGAGCAGUACGCCCAGUACCUGCAAAAAGACGGCAAAUACCCUUCAAACCAGCUAUCUCUCAACGACGCCUUGGGUCCCAUUGCCAAUCAGACAAAUCUGGCCAUGAAAGCUGCCGUAGGACUGGGUGUCUAUGGCAAGAUCACCAACCAGGGCGACUACACCACUCAAGGAAAGUCCAUCGCCCAUGCUCUCUACGAAGAGCGUCUGGGUACGGACGCAGAUGGUACCUACUUCACCAUCCAGUACGGAAACGACACUUGGUUCCUGGUGUACAACCAUUACGGCGACCUCCUCUUCGAUCUGGACCUCUUCUCCGACGAGGCUUACAACGCCACGACCAAGUUCUAUCCCACAGUCCGCAAGGCUGCAGGUGUCGCGCUAGAGGGUGGUAUCGACUGGGGCCAGACAAACUGGCAGGGCUUCGUCGCUGCGACUGUUGACGGAACGACGCGAGACUUGUUCAUAUCGGACUUGCAUGCGUAUAUUGCCAAUGGGCAGAACCGUGCUCCCUUCUCGGAUCGGUACUGGGUCGCAGAUAGUGGUGAUGAUGCUGCUGGAGAUUACUUUCGGUUCCGGGCACGACCGACAUUGGGAAGUCAUUUUGCUCUAUUGGCUUUGCAGGGUGGGGAUCAGUGGUCUUCGUAUAGUUCAUAG